Molecule: messenger RNA, 324 nt
Organism: Amoebophrya sp. A25
Lineage: Eukaryota; Dinophyceae; Syndiniales; Amoebophryaceae
Source: the annotation of a GenBank genome assembly
GUUGACUGCAGCCGCAACCUUGAGACAGGUGAGGUGGACUGUUCUUGGCAUGAUAUUAGUCAGGCGCUCGAAGCAUUUUCGCAAGCGCUAGUUGCAGACCUCGAGGACCAUCUGCCUGACCGCAUUCUUGAAGCACUACAGCGAUUGCGGGGUGUCGGUGGUGGGCUUCUGGCGUGGUCUGGACGUCCAUUGGCAUCUCACGACCCCGAGGAGCGCGACGUCGCUUCUCCAGAAGUCUCUGCAACUUCAUUUGCCAAAGAACUAAGCGGACAAGAUAGCUGUCGACGGCAACAAGAGGGGGGAGAACCAAUAGAACCAAACAGA